AUGAAAAAUCACACUAGUGAGAAAAACAAUAGAUGUGAUAUAUGUGAUAAGUCCUUUACCCGUUAUAGUAAUCUGAAAGCUCAUACUCUAAUUCACACUGGUGAGAGAAAUUAUAAAUGUGAAAAUUGUGAAAAAUCAUUUUAUUCUAAAUGUGACCUUAAAAAACAUUUUAGAAUACAUACAGGAGAGAAGAAUUUCACUUGUAAAAUUUGUGAUGUCUCAUUCACGUAUAGCAGUAAUCUUAAAAGACAUUUGCAAAUUCAUACUGGUGAAAAGAACUAUGUGUGUGAAAUAUGUGACAAAGCAUUUGCCCGUGGUAGUAGUGUCAAAGAACAUAUGGUCGUUCACACUGGUACAAAAAACUAUAAGUGUGACGUAUGUAGUAAAUCAUUCACUCAAAGAGGUGGUCUUCAAACGCAUAUGAACAUUCACACAGGAAUAAAAAAAUUUAAGUGUGAAAUAUGUGACAAAACAUUUACCCGUGGCAGUGGUCUCAAAGUACACAUGGCCAUUCACACUGGUACAAAAAGCCAUAAGUGUGACAUGUUCAGCAACUCAUACACUGAAAUAGUUCAUCUUCAAAGGCAUAUGAACAUUCACACAGGAAUAAAAAAGUAUAAGUGUGAAAUAUGUGAGAAAACAUUCGCUCAAAAGUGUGGACUUAAAAGGCAUUUGACAAUUCACACUGGCCAAAAAGACUUUCAAUGUACAAUAUGUGAUAACACAUUUACUAGAAAAGAACACCUUAAAACGCAUAUGUUUAUUCACACUGGUGAGAAAAACUAUAAAUGUGAAAAGUGUGAUAAAACAUUCUUACAAAAAGGUACAUUGAAUUCACAUAUGAUUAUCCAUACUGGCUUGAAAAUGUUUAAAUGUGAUCUUUGUGAUAAGUCCUUUACUCGUUAUAGUAAUCUGAAAGAUCAUACUCUAAUUCACACUGGUGAGAAAAAUUAUAAAUGUGAAUAUUGUGAAAAAUCAUUUUAUGUUAAACGUGACCUUAAAACUCAUUUUAGAAUUCAUACAGGAGAAAAGAAUUUCCCAUGUAAAAUUUGUGAUGUCUCAUUCACGCAUAGCAGUACUCUUAAAAGACAUUUGCGAAUUCAUACUGGUGAAAAGAACUAUGUGUGUAAAAUAUGUGACAAAGCAUUUGCCCGUGGUUGUACUCUCAAAGUACAUAUGGCCAUUCACACUGGUACAAAAAAGCUAUAAGUGUGACAUGUGCAGUAACUGAUUCACUCAAAACGUUCAUCUUCAAAAUCAUAUGAACAUUCACUUAGGAAUCAAAAAGUAUAAGUGUGAAAUAUGUGAGUAAACAUUCACUCAAAAGUGUGGACUUAAAAGGCAUUUGACAAUUCACACUGGCUAAAAAGACUUGAAAUGUACAAUAUGUGAUAACACAUUUGCUUGAAAAGAAUCACUUCAAAAGCAUAUGUUAAUUCACACUGGUGAGAAAAAUUAUACAUGUGAUUUCUGUGAUAAACAUUUUCAUUAUAAAUCUAAAUUUACUUCACAUAUGGCAAUUCACACUGGUAAAUCGAACUAAUUAUUUAUUAUCGUUUUAUUAUUUUCUUUCAAUUGCAUACAUGUAUUUGUAAUUUUUUUUAUUCUUUCUUCUUUUUUUAUAGGGUUUAAUUAAAAUUAUGAUAAGCCAUGUAUUAUGUAAACAUAUUGCUUUUGUUAAAGGAGAGGACUACUUUGAGCUAUUGUAGCUCUCGGUCCAAUUCCUUUCUGCUUAAAUUGUAAAUUAUUAACAUGAAUAUUUUAUCUGAAUAAAAAUAUGUUUAAACCAAAUCGAACUAAAUAUGUCAAAUUUGCAAAGCGACCUUCAGGCACUCGGUUUAUUUACAAAGGCACAUGCAAAAGAACCAAAGUUGGACACAGUUGUGAAAUUAGUAAUAAAUAACUUAAAGAUUGGAGGUAAAAUGCACAGGGAGCAACGAAUCAGUCACAAAAAGUUGUAUAUGUAAUAGACUACAUGUAGAACAAAAUGUUGCUUACCAGAGGCUCAUAUAACAUGAUUUAGCCUCCUCGUUCAAUAAUUUUAGUAUUGCACCUACACUUAUUCAAUAUCCUCUAUAUACUGUAUUUACUAAUGUAUUGAUCUGAAAACGCGAUGACAUUUGAGUUAUUUUUUAUUUUUACAAACUUUUGGGACAAGCCAGGUAGAUAUGUUAAUGUAAAUUUUGCUCAUCUCUGUUUAUUGUCAUACGACUAAAGACAAGUUGACUGAUGACAUCACAAGCACAUGCUAACAGAAUUUAGCAGAUAUACUGAUUGGCAAAAAAGCCAAUAUUGAUAAACAUUCUAUAGCAGCAGAAAAAUUAAAUUCUGAUAACUUUCUUUAUUUGUGGAUCAAUUUUUGAGAGUCUUAUAUUAUUUGAAAGUUCUUUAAAUUCAUUUUUUUUUAAAUAAGUGAAUUUUUACUGUAUCUUUCAUGUGUUGCCAUUUGAAGUGAUGUAUCCGGCCCAAAGGGUAAUGAUAUUUGCCCAGUUUCCCACAUUGUAGUUGCACGGUCGUGCAAUACCAUUUUUUACGGAGUCGCAAAAGCGCGACGUUGCUAUUUAAUAAUUCACAUUCACGCACUCAACUGACAGGUUUAAAAUCAAAAUACUCGUGGUAAUGCACAUAACUUGUAUGUCUGUUUAAUUUUCAAAUACUGUGAUGUAUGUUUGAAUUUUCAUUUUAUUUACUUGUCAUAAAGCAUUUGUAUAUGUGAAAAAAAUAUAUGUUUUAUGUUAUGUUUGUUUAUUAUCAAUAUAAUGUAAGUAAAUAUAUGGUGUUUGCAAGCAAA
Molecule: messenger RNA, 2791 nt
Organism: Ruditapes philippinarum (Manila clam)
Lineage: Eukaryota; Metazoa; Mollusca; Bivalvia; Venerida; Veneridae
Product: zinc finger protein 600-like
Exons: 1
Coding region: 1-1209 (402 amino acids)
Cellular component (GO): nucleus
Source: RefSeq, a predicted model, not a curated record